AUGGCUCCAAAGGCCGCCCACGCCACAGAGGACAUCCAGUCUCCCAUCGACCUGACGACGGUCCCUCCAUUCUGGAAGCGCAAAAAUGGCACACUUCUGUACUUCCUCCUCACGUCCUCGCUAUUCGCCAGUAUGGCACUCGGUAUUGACGGCUCCAUGACCAACGCCCUUCAGACGCUCGAGAGUUGGCAAGACCGGUUCGGCCAUCCCACCGGGUCCAAACUUGGCUUUUUCGGCGCAUCCAACGCCAUUGGAGGUGUCAUACCCUUCAUCUUCCUCAGCUGGAUCAGCGAUGUCGCCGGUCGUCGUGUGCCUACGGCUUUAGGAUCAAUCAUCAUCAUCGCGGGUGUUAUGGUCCAACUCUUCGCCACGUCGCUCAACAUGUUCAUCGGCGGAAAGAUUGUUCUUGGAAUUGGCUCGUCGCUUAUCCAGAUGGGUGCUCCUGUUCUGGUGACAGAGCUUUCGCAUCCUAAGGAGCGCGUGCAGAUCACGACACUCUACAACACCAACAUUGUCCUUGGCUAUGUUAUCGGUGCAUGGGCGACAUACGGAUGUUUCCGCAUUCCAAAUCAGUGGUCGUGGAAGCUUCCCACUCUCGUUCAAGUCGUUCCAUCUGCAUACCAACUUUGCCUUAUCUUCUUCUGUCCCGAAUCGCCUCGUUGGUUAAUCGCCAAAGGCAAGGUUGAUCAAGCUCGCGAAAUCCUCAUCAAGUACCACGGAGAAGGCGAUGCGAAUAGUGAGCUUGUCAAGUAUGAGUGUGCGGAGAUCCAACAGUUCAUCGAAAAGGAAGCAGAGCAGAAUAUGACGUGGAAGGAAUUCUUCUCAUCCAUUCCAAACAUCAAGCGUCUCUCUCUCUGUUUCGCAACCGCCUUGUUUAGUCAGAGCUCCGGAAAUCUGCUUGUCUCCAAUUAUUUGACACAGAUCCUGAAAGACACCGGCAUCAAAGCCGAGAAGGAUAUCACUCUGGUCAACGGCAUGGUGACUAUCUGGCAGUACAUCGUCGCCAUCACCGUGACCAUCGUCGUAAAUAAGUUCAAGCGCCGUACGUUCUUCCUUGUCGGAUCUGGAGGCGUUCUUGUAACAUUCAUCAUGUGGACCAUCGCCGCAAAGCAAUACCUCGACGGCUCCUUGGCUGGUGGGCGUGUUGUUUUGGCUUGCAUCUUCCUCUUCCAAGGCUUCUAUACCUUCGGAUGGACGAACCUGGUAGUGACGUAUCCGCUUGAGAUUGUCACGUAUCAGAUGCGCGCGAAGACAUGGGCAUUUGUACUGCUCACUAUACAGGUUGCAUCCAUCUUUGGUGGCUACGUCAACCCGAUUGGCCUGGAGGCUAUUGGAUGGAAGUUCUACAUUUACUAUUGUGUCUGGGUCGCCAUUAUCUUCUUGGUCGUCUACUUCUUCUUUGUCGAGACAUCAGGGCCUACUCUCGAGGAACUGACAUAUCUCUUUGAGGGGAAGAGUACUAAGCAGGAAAUGACAAAGGAGAUCGAGGUUAAGAAGGAAGAGCAUGAUUUUGUUCAUGAGAAAGGUGUUUAG
This is a messenger RNA of Fusarium sp. VM40, 1533 nucleotides long. The record is from the annotation of a GenBank genome assembly. NCBI's taxonomy places the organism in Eukaryota, Fungi, Ascomycota, Sordariomycetes, Hypocreales, Nectriaceae.